Lineus longissimus is the source of this 6566-nucleotide messenger RNA. RefSeq lists its product as uncharacterized. Gene Ontology annotation, cellular component: phosphatidylinositol 3-kinase complex. Bases 105 to 5261 code for a protein of 1718 amino acids. The transcript has 5 exons. The record is from RefSeq and is a predicted model, not a curated record. Gene Ontology annotation, molecular function: 1-phosphatidylinositol-3-kinase regulator activity. NCBI's taxonomy places the organism in Eukaryota, Metazoa, Nemertea, Pilidiophora, Heteronemertea, Lineidae. Gene Ontology annotation, biological process: phosphatidylinositol phosphate biosynthetic process; intracellular signal transduction.
UAACCAGGAAGACACUGUUUUCACUAAUUUUGCAGCUGAAAUACUCGAUUAAAACCCUAUUUGGGUUGAAGGAAAUAUACUUUUUCUUUCACUAUGUGACGACUAUGGCGUCCCUUGCGAAGAAAAUCAAAACCAAACUCUCCUCAACAAAACAUGGCAGAUACACUUUGGACACCGCACAGUCAACGCCGAAUGUCUUGCUUCAAAACAUCAGCCAUCAGGUCGACACGCACGAAACCCUUUAUAGCGAUAGUGGAGGGUUAACAACUGCCGAGAAACGUGGUGGGGAUGACGUGAAUGUCACAGGAAAUGGUUUCAUCGCGGGAGAAAAUGAGUCGGAUGACUGUGGAGACGAGGUCGUGCAGGAUGUCGAAAUUGAUGCUGUGGACAAGGUUUCAGCUUCUGUUUCGAAAGAGAAAUUGAAAACAAUUGAGGUCGAUUCUGGUAUUAUUGGAUUAAAAAGUUCUGGAAGCGGUCCCCCUGAUAUGAUACCUUCUUGUCAAGUGUGCGUUUUAGAUGAUGCUGAAGUUUCCUCGAGUGAGAUUGGGAGUCAGGAAGACUUAAAAUCCGGUCAUGCCGUUGGGACAGGAAAACCCAGGGAAAACGAUACUGCUACUACGAUAUGGUAUAUUGGCGUGGAAACAAGCCAACCGUCUGACGUGACCUAUGAUUCCUUGACAGACGUAUCUGCUCCAUUUUCUCAAGCAAAGGCGUCUGCUAUUUGGUACGAUUCCGAAUCUGAGACAAGAGCUGCAGUCCGAACCUCUGUCGAUUCGGGCUACGAGAAAUCCCCCGACCCAACGCUUGAACCGUCGAUGCCGUCAACAUCAAAUCUGCUUCCUGAUAUGUCCACUACCUCAACUGAUGAUUUGAAAUCCAAAACUUGUCUUGCGUCCGAAAACCUUGAUUCCUCAUCAGUGCAAAUACGUGAUAGGAUUGAGAUUUGCCAAUCGGUCGACUGCAACUCAGAUGUUCCAAAACUCAACGCUGCCCCGGAAUCUGACCUGGUCAGUUCUGCUGAGGUUCAAAAUACACCCGGCUCUAAGAAUUUAGCAGGAGUUUCCUGCAAACUUGAUUCCAAACCGCCAAGUCUGACUUCAGGAUUUAAGAUACUAACUCAAAUUUCUGCUGAAUCCGGAUCUAACGACUUAAUACAAACUGACCCUGGAUUGAGGAGCAAACCACUGGAGUCUGCUGACAUACCUGAUAAAGAUAAAACUCGAACACCUGUCGUGGAGAAUGUACUAUGUAGUUCAGUGGCUACAACUACGAGUAGUACACCUGGUCGUAAAUAUAGCCCAGCGGUGGAUGACUGGGGUAACAGUCGAAGACAGAUGCAGGAAAUGGCUGGUAAAAAUAGCCAGGGGAAUUCUGGUGCAGAUAACUCGUUACAGAAUACUAGAAAUGUAGUAGUAAUGGUUCCUAGUGGAAUUCCUGAGAAUCUUUCAGAGACUGCGGAAACCGCACAACGGUCUUAUAGCAGCCGUGAAGACCUUGGUGGAAUUUUGAAUUCUGCCACCAAAGGUAGCAGCGUUAUGAAUGAAGCCAGUUCAAGAUCAUGUGGUCAGUCUUGCAGAGGAGAGCUCAGUGGAUAUCGUCAAACUGACGCCGCAAAUGACUCUGAAGUACUACUUUAUAUAACUGAAGACGAAGAGGACAUUUCUACCAAGGAGAAGUCUGUAGAGUUAUCUCGGGAAACAUUUGAUGAAAUCGCUCGUGAAAUGUGUAAAGGGGGUGCUAAUAGUAAUACUAUGGACAAGACUGGCCAAGAAUCUCCAGAGGACAAUGGGCUAGUCUUGUCAACCGAUCCAGAAAUAAAUGAAAUUGUGAAAAACUAUGAUAAUGUUUUCUUCAAAAAAACUGGGAAUAAGUGCAUUAUUGCCAUUGGGGAUGAACCGCUGAGUACGGAAAACAUUGAUAAUUUGGAAAAAGAGACGAAGAUUCUGAAUCUUGACAACUGCAGGGAUCCAAUUUCUGAAAAUCCGUCGAGCUUUCUCGCAUCUCGUGAAACUGUUUCAUCCACAGAGUUUGUUCAAUUGCCGGACAAAGAACUUUUUGGCUCUUCUGACAAUUCCGGCCAGCAAAGUGAUGAAAAUAACCUAGAAUGUUUUGACGAGCUGGACGGCAAUCUAGUGAGGGAAGGCAGUGACACUUGUUCAGGGAGUACUGAGAAACUUGGGAGUUCUCCCAGCAAGUGGAAUGGAUGUUCAGCGGGUACACCUAAAGUUGAUUGCAGUCUAGAAAGUGAUAAACUUCAAAAUCGUUUUGAGGAUAUCUCUACCAGUGGAGUUGGAAAUGAUGGCAAGGUUGAUUCAAACAUGGAAAGUUGUGGAAAACUUGACAGUAGCAUUGAGAGCCAGGGCGACCUACCGAAGAUCAUUUUUGAGAUGGAUGAAGAUAAGAUAGGUGGCGGGCCUGUGUCAUGUCCGUUUGUACCAGGUAGGAGAAAAUCUGGAUCGUGUUGUUGUCCGUGCCACACCAAGGCUGCUGACUCUGAUUUAAAAUCCUCAGGCAACAAUGUGAUGAAGAAACUAGUAACGCGGUCCUCUUCAGAUGAACCGAUGAAACGUUGCGUCGGUGCUGAGGGAUUGAACAGUGUGGGAAGCGCAUGUUCAAGCCUGUCUGAGCCUGCUGAGCUGAAUAAUCUCGGUCAGGGCGGUAAUAAUCCUGAGCGAGUUGACCACGUGUUGGACUUAUCAAAAAUUGAUGGAUGUUCCAAAUUUGGUGCUCACUUGGGUCAUUCAUUGCCAUUGGGAUCAAGUAUUUGGAAUGAUCUGUCAGGUAAUUUAGACUCAUUGUCAAAACCAUGCAGCUGUCCUGAACUAUCUCUGAAUAAUUUGGAUUCUCCACCUCCGACUGUCGAACGGCGGCAGAUUACUGACCCUCUCCCGCCGUUACCCCCUUCUGAUGCCCCGAAUAUACCUCAAGCUGCUGUGUCCAAUCUUUCAAAAGCCGCACAGGUACCAAAGUUUGGACAGUUUGCUUGCGGACACAAAGUACCUUUGCGACCCGCAAAGCCUGGCAAAAAAACUGGGAAAUUUGUGACAUCUUCUGGUCUCCAGAAUGAGACGUAUGCAUGGCUCAAAGAUGUUCGUGUCGAAAAAGCACUCACUACGCCACAAGUACGAUAUAUGCGUACAAAACCAGCAGCUCCUCCAAGUGGCAGGAGGGGGAACUCAAUGUACUGUGAUAAUCGUACAUACAUCGAUACCUGUGAUAUUAAUGUAGGUGGCAGCACUGCAUGUAACUGUGAUUCUGGGCGAAGUAGGUACGUGCCGUCAAGAAAGACAUUAGAUGAUGUUCCGCCCCCUGUGCCAAAGCGUAAUUACUCGUUAUACUCAGCUAGAACCAGGCCGAAUGUUCAAGAAGAUACUUCAUCAAGUGAUAGCGAUUCUAGUAGCAGCGCAAACUCCUUGGACAAUUUGCCAAACUUGAAUCGGAAAAAACACGCAAUUCCGAACGAGUACAUAGACAGUGAUGAGUUUCCACGAUCGCCCGCUUCAAAUGAGGACUUGCGGCGCUGGGAGGAUGCGUUGUCAUUGCCGACGGAGCCUGACGAUCCUGAGAGCGCUACUCUGUUCCAUAUUCACAACUCAAUCUGCGACAUGUGCCGAUUACGAGGCCAGGUGAAGAAGCUUCAUUCGCCAAGUAAACAGAUAGUAACGCCUGGACUGCGCCCGCAGAGCUCCGGGAGUCUUCAUCCAUUAUGCUUCAAUAGGGAUGAUGUAAAAUUCAUUCGGACAAGUGGCCAACAGUUGGACCCGGGGACAGGGCGACCAAUGAAUCCUCAGAGGACAUUUUAUGAUUCUGAUUCAGAAUCAGAUAGUGGCAUUGGGACUGAACUUCCAAAAAGUCGAAGUAGUAGUAGUGGUGAAAUGACAAGGUUUGAUCGGUAUAAUCAAAAUGUACUAAAGCCAAAUCCGAAUAUGCUAUAUGCGCAGUCUCAAAAAGCAAAAUCAUUGCCUCAGAAUUUUGCCAAUAAGACGUAUACAUCCGAUGCAAUUUUCCACGAAAGUGCAGACAAAUCAGGGCAGAAAAAAAAGGACGUGGUUACGGGUAUUCCUGGGCAGAAACCACCGCCGGUACCCAAAAGAAAUUAUUCAUUCAAGCACCACUCCGUAAUACAAACAGUUGCCAAGAAUCCACCACCUCCAGUCCCGAGGAAAGCAGCGACGCGGAGUAUGAAAACGCGCUCAUUUUCGGACGAGGACUUGGCGAAUGAACCGAUUCAUAUGUCACUCCAGGAAAUGGGGUUGGAAGAACCCGCACUUGAGUUGCGGGCAUCCAAGGAAAGGAAUAAUCGUCCGGAUCAACUGCUGCGUCCUCUGAGCUGUAGUCGGACACAGCCUUACUCACGCCAUUCGGUUCCAUCUGGAAUGGCCUUCGUGGACCCGCCGCCUCCAAAACAAAAAUCGGAAUCCGGAAAAACUGAAAAUACCGACUCUAGUGACGAUAGUUCAAAAGACAAACCACCACAUGUUCCGCCAAGAGAGAAAAAGAAAAACCCGCUAACCGCCCUCUUCAAACCGAAACAGAAACUUGGGAGCUUUUUUCAUCGGAAGGGCAAGGAGGGGAAGGAGAAGACAUCACAACCGAAGCUGCCCCAUCGGAGUCCGCCCCCGGAGCCGGAACAGGAAGUGAUGUUCUGUCCGGAAGGUGGAGAGUUGACAUAUGGUGCCUGCGGCGGGCUGAAAGAUAUUGAUGAAGACAAACAGAACUCAAGCAACUUCAUUGAGAGUCUCCUCAGGUUACGAGAGGUUGGCUGGUACUGGGGGCCAUUCAAUCUUGAAGACGCCGAAGCAAAAUUGACGAAUAAGAAAGAUGGAUCGUUUUUAGUGCGGGAUAGCUCACACGACAGCUACAUCCUGAGCUUGAGCUUUCGUACGGCGGGAAGGACACACCAUACGCGGAUAGAGCAUUGUCAUGGUACUUUUGGCUUCUGGUCCCAGCCCAUCUCCCACGGCCGAAUGUCCAUCAUCGAGUUCAUCGAGCGAGUUAUGGAAUUCUCCCGCAACGGAAAGUUCCUCUACUUCCUCCGUCCACAUGCGCCUGGGCACCCGCCCCUGCCAGUCGCCCUGCUGUAUCCGAUAUCCCGCUUUGAAGUCAUGCAGUCGCUGCAACACACGUGCCGCUUCGUCAUAUUAAGACACGUACGUUACGAUCAUAUCGAACAGUUGCCACUUCCUGGGCCGAUGAAACGAUACUUGAAGGAGAAGAAAUAUUUCACGGAGAAACCGGAUGAUGAAAGUGAAGAGGAUUAGGAGUGUUGAAUGACCUUUAAGUGCUGAUUUAUUAGAAAGCAAACAUGAUGCCAGAUUAAUAAAAUUAGCAUCAGUUUUUUUUGCGUUCGGUGCAAGUCUGGCCAGUGUUACUCUGUUUACUUUUAAUUGUCGAAAAGGUACAGCUAAAAUGCAUGACUAUAAGUGCUCUCCUUAUUUGGUAAUGUUGCGGUAUGUAAAAUUGUCGUUAAAAUAUAAACAUCAGAAUUGUGAUGACUUUAAUCUCAUAGUCUUCUGUCUAUAAUUGGAAAUGCACUGACCCUUGUGACAAGGAAUCCACCUUUCGAUUGAACUGUUGGAAUGUAUCAAGAGUAAAGGGUUGACUGAUAUCAGCUUCAUAUGUGGUGUCUCACGUGCUUUCUUUGCAUCUCAAAGGGUAAACGGUAACUGGGUAUAGUAUAUUAUUUCUUAAGAGAUAAGCCCGUUAUUGCUAUGCAUAAGAUCUGCGUAAGUACCUGUAGUAUGGAAACAUCUGAAAAUAUUCAAAUUAUAACCUUCAAAUUGUCCUAAAACGUCCUUAAUUUGAGCACAAUUAUCCCUGAAAAUCCUUAAAUUGAAAAAAGGAAAAUCCUUAUUUUCAUAAUUUGCAUGAAGAAAGAUUGCAUGCAAAAAUAUUGUUUAUUGUAUAUAAAUAAGUCGGUAUAAAAUAGCUGUUGGUGUCUGAUCAGGCGAAGUCUGCUCCAAAAUAGGCCUGCAUCCAUGUCGUUUUAUUCGAGGGUUAUUACAUGUAGGUCUUUCAGUGGGGCCAUAAUAUACGGGAUGUUCUUGUGAAUACCGGUAGCCUAUCCUUUCUGCACUAUAAAAGUAGGACCAUACUUACCGGAGGUCCACAAAAGGGUACUAGUAGGACUAAAUAGGCCCUGGUCCCACCUUUAUGUUUUCACUAAAUUGAUGAACAAAUAAAUGAAAAGGUGAGUGAUGAAUUUGAAAACGUUUGUCAGUUCAUUCAAAUUGAAGGUAUCACUACGUUACAAAUCGCAUUGAAUCAACGUUUGCGAUAUUCUGAAAUCUUGAAUUUUUCAUGUGAUAUCACAAAAUCAGACUUUUCUUGAAGUCGGUGUUAAGGUGAGAUCUUUGUAAACCUAAUAUAUUGGAGUCGGAGUACAGCCUCCGUUAUCUCCGGAUGGCUUUGUGUAAAUGAAUGCAGUGACUGCAUUAAUGUGUACAUUAGCUGUAUAAAUGUAUUAUAAAAUGUAAUUGUGACAUUAUGACCAGAAUUGAAUAUACAUGUAAGUUUAUGUAUAUAUUGUACAGUUGCUUCGCUUGUUAAUAAAACGUUAACAAGAU